AUGAACCUUGUCUAUUUGUUACAGUUGGACGUAAACCCAUUUUUGAAAACCAGUUUAGGUCUCAACGAUUCAGCAUCAAGGAAGAAGAAAGAGGCUACCAUUUACAUAUUGCUCAUGUGGAACCAUCAGAUGAAGCCAUGUACUACUGUGGUGUUCAAAGAUUUUCCCAAACUUUUGGAAAAGGAACAUUUUUGUCAGUUAAAGAGCAGUGUGUUGGACUCGGUUCCUGCAGGAGCGUCAGUGACUCUGCAGUGCUCGGUUCUCUCUGAGAGCAGAGCAGCAGAACUCCAAGUGCUCUGGUUCAGAGCUGCUCCACCACAAUCCCAUCCUCAAAUCAUUUACACUCAUCACAAUAGCAGCCAUCAGUGUGAGAGCGGCUCUUCUACACACACCUGUGUGUACAACUUCUCCAAGAACAUCCUCAGCCUCAAUGAUACUGGGACUUACUACUGCGCUGUGGCCGUGUGUGGGAAGAUCAUUUUUGGGAACGGGACGCAAACACCCCUCGGACUGGAGAUGUUGAUGUUGUUGUGGACUACAUUGUUGGUUUUUAAUAAAAUCGAUUCUGGACGAUGUAAUGAUAUUCACCAGCCGAACCCACUGAUCACUGCUGAUGUGGGUGAAAAUGUGAUUCUGCACUGCUUUAGACUGGGAAAUGAAACUGUCGGUUCCAUCGUUUGGUACAAGCAAAAAAUAGGACAUGAACCUUGUCUAUUUGUUACAGUUGGACGUAAAUCCAUUUUUGAAAAGCAGUUUAGGUCUCAACGAUUCAGCAUCAAGGAAGAAGAAAGAGGCUACCAUUUACAUAUUGCUCAUGUGGAACCAUCAGAUGAAGCCAUGUACUACUGUGGUGUUCAAAGAUUUUCCCAAACUUUUGGAAAAGGAACAUUUUUGUCAGUUAAAGGUAAACCAGAUUUAAGUGUCUCCGUGUUCCAGAGCGGUGUGUUGGACUCGGUUCCUGCAGGAGCGUCAGUGACUCUGCAGUGCUCGGUUCUCUCUGAGAGCAGAGCAGCAGAACUCCAAGUGCUCUGGUUCAGAGCUGCUCCACCACAAUCCCAUCCUCAAAUCAUUUACACUCAUCACAACAGCAGCCAUCAGUGUGAGAGCGGCUCUUCUACACACACCUGUGUGUACAACUUCUCCAAGAACAUCCUCAGCCUCAGUGAUACUGGGACUUACUACUGCGCUGUGGCCACGUGUGGGAAGAUCAUUUUUGGGAACGGGACACGAGUACAACUGGAUGUAAAUACAUUGACUGACCAACAUUUACUGAUCUGCCUUGCUGUAGCUUUGGCACUGUGUGUGGUGAUGAACUUUGUUCAACUUAUUUUAAGUUGUAAGAAACAAGAAUUUGAUCUCCAACAUGUAAUACGUCAACAAGGUUCUAUCAUACAGGUAACAAUUCAGCAACGUGACUGUGAUGCUGUGAAAAUGAACUAUGCUUCUAUAAAUUUCAAUAAAAGUGAAAGAGCAAAAAGAAAACAACCUCAAGAUAGUGUUUAUUCUGAAGUGUUAUACACUUCUGUUACUUAG
This is a messenger RNA of Clarias gariepinus (North African catfish), 1533 nucleotides long. RefSeq lists its product as uncharacterized. The transcript has 8 exons. The record is from RefSeq and is a predicted model, not a curated record. NCBI's taxonomy places the organism in Eukaryota, Metazoa, Chordata, Actinopteri, Siluriformes, Clariidae. Gene Ontology annotation, biological process: response to bacterium. Bases 1 to 1533 code for a protein of 510 amino acids.